Fusarium vanettenii 77-13-4 is the source of this 474-nucleotide messenger RNA. RefSeq lists its product as uncharacterized. The record is from RefSeq and is a predicted model, not a curated record. NCBI's taxonomy places the organism in Eukaryota, Fungi, Ascomycota, Sordariomycetes, Hypocreales, Nectriaceae. The transcript has a single exon. Bases 1 to 474 code for a protein of 157 amino acids.
AUGGCUAACUACACUGCCGAAGUUGACCAAAUCUACGCCAGGCUCACCGACCAGCCACCUCACACCCCAGAGCAGAUAGCCAGGGCCAAGAAGAUUAUCGAACUGCACCUGGCGACCUUCAAAUACUAUGACUACAAGAGAACAUUCGAGUUGGUGGAUGAGAACUAUAAACAACACAGUCAACUCGUCGCUGACGGUCGCGACUCCAUCAUCGAGGCGUCCAAGGUUCUCGAGUCGAUUGCCGCCAGGCACUGGACGGGCCCCGGCGAGCCGCACUUCAACAUGAACUUCAAGAGGAUCCUGGUGGACGUGGAUUAUAUCGUGGCUCAAAUAUUUUCCACGCGCUGGCCGGGGGAUGCUGGCGAGCAUGUCUUUGACCUUUAUCGAUGGAAAGAUGGCAAGGUUGUGGAGCACUGGGAUGCUAUCCAACAAGUCGACUUGGACAAUAUCAAGCAUGGGAAUUCUGUCGCUUGA